Messenger RNA from Cotesia glomerata, 1034 nucleotides. RefSeq names its product corrinoid adenosyltransferase-like. NCBI's taxonomy places the organism in Eukaryota, Metazoa, Arthropoda, Insecta, Hymenoptera, Braconidae. The transcript is spliced from 3 exons. Bases 124 to 774 code for a protein of 216 amino acids. The record is from RefSeq and is a predicted model, not a curated record. Gene Ontology annotation, molecular function: corrinoid adenosyltransferase activity.
ACUUAUAUAUCUAAAAAACACCUAAAAGGCGACGCAUAAAUGUGAGGGUUUAAUUAUUAUUUUUUAAAAAUUAAAUUUAAAAAAAUAUAAUAAAUAAAUAAUUAUAAAAAGUGAUAAAAAAUAAUGGAGUUAAUAAAGCACUCUUGGAGGAGGUACUUACUCGUUUACAACUCGCAUUUAAGUCCACUGGUGCGACAGCGAGCUGAGAGUAAAAUUAUACAGAAAGCAUUUGUCUCAAACUCGUCAGAGAAAAAAAGUGACAAGCUGACAGAUGAUGAUGUAAUUUUCAACGCGAUAGGCGCAACUGAUGAACUGUCCUCGUACAUUGGGCUCGCACGUGAGUUCGCCUGUGAGACUACUGUUCAGCAUCCUUAUGUUGACAAACUCAAGCGGGUCCAGAUGAUUUUGUUUGAUAUUAAUAAUGCGAUCACCAGGAUACAGAAGUCUAGUAAGAUUAAUUCUUUUAAGACCAAACACACCCAGGAUCUUGAAGAGUGGAUCACUGAGUAUGCUAAUCAGUUACCUCCUCCGGAGGACUAUAUUAUACCGGGAGGUGGAAAAGCAUCAGCAUCUCUCCACGUAGCUCGAACAAUUUGCAAGCGAGCAGAAAGAAGCAUAACCCCCCUAGUCUACAACGGCUUCUUGGACAAGGAGGCCCAAAAUUACCUGCACCGUCUCUCGGAGUUCUUAUUCACAGUCUCUCGAAUCGCUGCCAAGUGCGACCAGCGUACCGAGAGUAUCUACAUCCCGCCCGCGGAGGUUCAAGACAAAUAAUUUAUUCCCUAGAGUAAUAUGUCAUUUCUAGACUAAUAUAUCAUCACUUGGGUUUUCUACAUCUAUGAUCCUCGAGAUGAAAGACUAGAGAUAUUUACUAAGACAAGAAAACCUCAUAUUAAAUAAUUUAAUUAAGUUAAUUUAUCGAUUAAUUACCAAAUUAAUGUAAAUAAUUUAAGGUAUUCUGAAAGUUAAAGCGUAGGUGUAGAAAAUUUUUUAUUUAACUCGAAUACAGUUUUAUCAGUUAUUAAUUCUUACAA